AUGGACGACUACGUUAGCACCCAGAGCACACCGGGCAGCUUCGGGCCGCCAGACAAAAUGGCGCCCGGAUCCCCGAGCCAGGACAGCAUGGGCGACUCCAUCCCAGAUGACACGCUGGCCCAGAUCAAACAGGAGCUGGCCAUGAUCUCCACCCACAUGCUUACCAAGGCGGACUCCGGCGGUCUCCUGCAAGAACUCAAGACGGCGAUCCGGGAGGAGAUCACUGCACUGCGGACGGACUUGUCGGCGGUUGAAGUGAGGGUGGAGGCCCUGGAGACCGAGGCGCAGGCUUGCCGCACACAGCACCGGGCCGCAGAACUGGCCACCACACGACAGGGGAACAUGCUGCUCUCCCUGCGACGCCAGGUGGAAGACCUGGAGAACAGGAGCCGGCGGCAGAACAUUCGGAUCCGAGGCCUACCGGAGCCGGACACCACCCCACUGCCAGACACCCUGAGGGCCCUCUUCCGACAGAUCCUGGGCCAGGAGGGCCCCAAAGAAAUCCAGUUUGACCGCGUCCACAGGGCGCUAGGGCCCUAA
Messenger RNA from Pelobates cultripes (western spadefoot toad), 540 nucleotides. Lineage: Eukaryota; Metazoa; Chordata; Amphibia; Anura; Pelobatidae. The record is from the annotation of a GenBank genome assembly.